Fusarium vanettenii 77-13-4 is the source of this 1188-nucleotide messenger RNA. RefSeq lists its product as uncharacterized. Lineage: Eukaryota; Fungi; Ascomycota; Sordariomycetes; Hypocreales; Nectriaceae. The record is from RefSeq and is a predicted model, not a curated record. Bases 1 to 1188 code for a protein of 395 amino acids. Gene Ontology annotation, biological process: regulation of transcription by RNA polymerase II. The transcript is spliced from 3 exons. Gene Ontology annotation, molecular function: DNA-binding transcription activator activity, RNA polymerase II-specific; zinc ion binding.
AUGCUCCGCCGUAGCCACAAAAAGUCCCGUAGAGGUUGCACAGAGUGCAAGCAACGGCACGUCAAGCUAACUGGAAUCCUUUCGACGAAUCAGUGCGAUGAAACUCGCCCAGCAUGUCGUCUCUGUACUGUAUCUGGGCGCAGCUGCAGCUUCACAUCCCAAGCACCAACCCAGAACCCUUCAAACUCAUCUCAAGAUGAUCGGCCAAAAAGUCCAGUCGAUAGUCACAGUUCAUCAUCUGGCAUCACCCCAGUACCCGAAGUCACGUUACCAGUCCCAAAUUUCGAAGAGGCCAUUAACCUGGAACAUAUGGAACUUCUCAUCCACUUGACAGUCGAUAGAGGCAUGUUUAAUCUCGGCGACGACCUCCAAGAUGCCUUUUCAACCAUUUCCAUUGCUCUCAGGAAAGGGCUAGAGUCCCCAUAUCUGCUCUACCAGCUUCUCGCCUUUUCAGCCCGCCAUCUAGCCUUUCUCAAUCCAGAUCGCGCCCCUCACUACCUCCACCAAGCUGUUACCCUCCAGACCCGCGCCGUAUCCCUCUUCAACACCACCAGACCAGAGGUGAACCGGUCCAACUGCGUCGCUAUUCUUCUCUUUUCGGUGGCUCUUGGUCAUCAUCUUCUGGCCGACUCGCUUUGUAAGCGGGAACCGGGGGGCUUAGAGGGCUUCUUGACACAUUACGUGCAGUGCAUUGAGAUGAACCGUAGUAUCUAUACUAUUGUUCGCGCUGCAUGGCCGUUGUUGUUAGAGUCAGAGCUAGAGCCGAUCCUUUCGUGGAGCUCCGGAAACACAUCACAACCUCCGAGAGGCAACCACUGCCAACACAUCAAGGAGCUCAUAGAAAAGGCUGAAGGCCUAAGUCAGGAGGAAAGGGAAGCCUGUCAAACAGCAAUCAACUACCUACAACUCGGGUUUGACGCCUUGCCUGACGGGGCAAACCGGUUUGGGAUGAUAUUCACGUGGACGAUGCUUGCGCCGCCAGAGUUCACGAACCUGUUGUCGGUGAGGAGACCCGAGGUUCUGAUCCUGCUAAGCUACUACGCUUUGUUGUUACACUAUGGAAGAAGCAUGUGGCAGGUUGGCGAUGCUGGAGUGUACAUAUUAGGUCUUAUCGAGGAGUAUCUCGACUCAGAGUGGCAUGAGUGGCUUGAAUACCCACGAUCAGCUAUAAUGAAAGACCUCGAAUAG